CCUUCGGAGCUAUUCAGCGCACGGACACUUGUCUUGUUGAACGGUAGAUGCACGAUUUAUAGCAGAAAUGUAAUUGGGCGUUUGAAUCAGCAAACACAGAGCCUGAAUAUGAGAUUAUGUCCAUUUUUUGCGGAUAAUUUUUGUUAGCAACUUUUAGAAUAUCUUCAGGGUGCUGCUGGGAGAAGGACUGUCAAACAAACAUGCUAACGGCUGUGUUGGAUGUGAAUUCAAUGUUAACGUUUGUGUAUUUGCCAAAUUAACAGCGCCACUUAAACAUCCCCGUAGUUUAUUUCUAAACAUCAGCCUGUGGACAAAACCAGCAUACAGGAUGCCUAACACCAGCACACGGCAGAAGCACGGCAGGAGGACUCGAAGGCGCCGCCGAGCCGAUCCUGCCAGGAACGAGCUGGUCUCCAGCUCUCUGGAAAGUGCCCAGCAGUGCUUGUUCAACCAAGAUUAUGGAACUGCGUUUGCGCACUACCUCCUGGUGCUCAACCUCGCACCUGUGUUUAAGGACUUUGCAAGGGAGUCCUUCAGGUUCACUCUCUUCAAAUGGGCAGAAGAACUGGACUCUCUGGGCCGCAUUCAGUACCUUUUUGAUUGCUAUGAACAAGCUCUGGAACUUUUCCCCGAUGACGAGGUGAUCCUAAACAGCAUGGGCGAACACCUGUUCAGAAUGGGAUUUAGAGAUGAAGCCGCAGGUUAUUUUCACAAAGCUCUAAAGAUGAGACCAGACUACCCAGAAGCCAGAGAGAACUUCUACCGUGUGGCCAACUGGCUGGUGGAGCGCUGGCAUUUCUUCAUGCUCAAUGACCACGGGAGAAACCAGAAGUACCAGCAAGCCAUUCAGAAGGCUGUUCAGAAGGGCUGCAACACUGUACUUGACAUAGGUACUGGUACUGGAAUCCUUGGUAUGUGUGCUAAGAAGGCAGGGGCUGCUGAGGUGUAUGCCUGUGAGCUCUCAAAGACCAUGUAUGAGCUGGCCUGUGAGGUGGUGAGUGCUAAUGGAAUGGACGGCAGCAUCAAGAUCCUCCAUAUGAAGUCCCUGGAGAUGGAAGUGCCAAAGGACAUACCGCACAGGGUAUCACUGGUGGUGACAGAGACAGUAGAUGCAGGAUUGUUUGGAGAGGGCAUCAUAGAGAGUCUGAUUCAUGCUUGGCACCACCUCCUGCUGCCGCCCAAGAGGGGUGAGAAUGAAUUUGGGGAGCAGUCUGCCACAGGACGGGUCAUCCCCGCAGGAGCCACGGUCUUUGGUAUGGCUGUCGAGUGCACUGAGAUCCGCCGGCAUCACAGGCUGUGUGUGACAAAGGUGGGCGGUCUCUCCAUGGCUGCAGCUGGAGAGCUCCACAGCCCAGUGAGCUGCAGCUCCGAACCAGACGACUCCAUGGAGCCGUACACUACAGAAAGACUCAGCAGACUGCCAGGAGGAUAUAAACCUCUCACAGAACCAUUCACAGCCCUCAACAUAGAUUUCAACAAUGUGCAGGAGCUGGAAGGUCUGAGCUCCAGGGAGGUUCAAGAGAUCCGGCUGCCCGUCAUUCAGCAGGGAGAGCUGGAUGCUUUGGCAGUGUGGUUCCAGCUCCACCUGGAUGAGGAGAACAGUCUGUCUACUGGACCCCAGGAGGACACUUGCUGGGAACAAGCCAUCUACCCCUUCCACAGUGCCAAGGGUUUUGUCCUGAAGCCACGAGAUGAGCUGAUUGUUGAAGUCUCCUGCCGAGAUGCCUACCUGAGGCUCUGCAGUGUUGCUGUGCUGAGAGACGGGCAUAAAAUCAGAUUAGACAAACUAAUGGAUUCUCAGUAUCCUGUUUCAAACCCAAACCCAGAGGCAGAACUGUGCAGUGCAUUAGCAUGUCUUCAAACUGAUCAGAGUCAAGCGAGAGACUUCUGCAUGCUGGAAUGUUCGGAAAUGGCGCUCCUGAACAAUCAGGAUUACCAUCAGAGUUUUUGCACCGCGUUAGCCAAACUCAUCUCCCAGCUGAAGGUUAAGUGCCAAAACCAAGAGCGAGGGUCCGCUUUUCAGCCCGGCCCCGCUGUCGCCACACGCUGCGCGAGCCCGUUUUAUGUGCUGGACGUGUCGGAAGGCUUCUCUCUGCUCUCCCUAAUCGCUGCCAGCCAGGGUCACGUGAAAGCCUUCAGCUCGGUGGAAAAGAAGAAGCAACAGGAAGUGCUUAAGAGACUGGCUCGCUCCAACAAUAUCUCGGAACAGCAUUUGGAGUUCUGGCUCAACAACACGGAGGAUGAGCAGGGGAUGCUGCAAAGGCCUUCCAGGGAGAAGCUGUGGAGUGCCAUCAUCCUGGACUGUGUAGAAACCUGUGGCCUCAUACGGCAGAAGCUGAUGGAGAAAGCGUCUCUGGCCAGAUGUCUGCUAGAGGAAGGAGGACGUAUUUUCCCGGGAAAGAUUGUGGUGUACGGUAUGCUGGUGGAGUCUGAGACUUUGCUACUGGAAAGCGCUGUCCAGGGUCAGGAGCCCACACUUGGAUUCAAUAUUGCUCCUUUCAUCAACCAGUUCACUGUACCGGUCCAUGUGUUUCUGGACUUUUCCACACUGGAGUGCAGACACCUCAGUGAAUCUGUAGAGCUCUUUGUUCUCAACCUCAUGGAUGCCAACGCAAACUACAUUAACAGAGAAGUCAAGGUCCAGGCUACAUCUGCAGGCAGGAUAACUGCAAUUCCCUUCUGGUAUCACAUCUACCUGGACGAAGAGAUCAGUGUGAGCACCCUCGGCCAGGCUUCUCACUGGAAGCAGGCCGCCGUUGUUCUGCAGCAGCCCCUGGAGGUACGAGCAGGAGAGUGGGUCCGCCUCGCCGUGAAGCUUCACAAAAGCACCAUCUCCAUUUUGGCCCAUAUAGAAAGCACACCUGAGCAGAUGGAGUGAUAAUCGCUCACAUUUUAGCUUAUUUGUAAUACAUUUCAGCCGACUGUUGUAUCAGCUGAGUGAUAACAAAGACAGUAUUGGUCUGUCAGAUGUAUCAGAGUCGGUGUACUUGUUGUCUGAUGGCCAUUUUUUUUGUUACAGAUCAUAUUGCAGAAAAAGAUGCUUGGGGUAAAUUGCAUGUAGAAAUUGUGUCAUCAUGUUUGCCCAGCAGUUCACAGCCUGCUGUUUACAAUACUCUCUGCACUGUCUGCAGAAUACGUAUGAGAGUAUAUUUCAAAGAACACUGCUGCUAAUAUUACAUUCCUAGUAUUUUUUUAAUGCCCUUUCUCUAUUGACAUUUUUCAUGUAGUACCAAUCUCAAAACAUUGGGAUCACAGUUUAGUAACUCCCUGCAUGAAAAAACCCUUGUUAGAAGUUUAAGUAAAAAGCCUGCUGUAUAUUUUGUUAAAGGAAAAUAGGUCCACAAGGACUUGUACUUACAUUUGUAAGUAGAUAAUAAACACAUUAGCCCUUAAUUACAGACUCAGUUGUUUUUGUAAACAUCAUUCAUUUGACCUAUAAAUGUUGCAUUUUUAUAAUAAAGGCAAGAAAAACGAAGUCAUAUUUCAUCUGAUUUAUUGAGGAUAUCCGAGAUGGAAUUAAAUCAAACAAUGGAUGUAUAGAACAAUGGAUCUGAUGCAAUUGUGUCAAGUCAUAUUUUGAAAGAAAAAGAAAAUCCCAUAAGGCAGUGCGACAUACCAGAGUCAGGCAUGAUGCCAAUUACCCCUCGCUGUGCCACACACUGAUAUCCCAAAACUGUACAUUAACGAUGGCAAUAUCCCUGAACAAAUGUGUGAAUUCACAAAGAAGGAGCCUUUAAAAACCUAUGGAAAAACAAAUGGCUUUAGUGCAACAGGUGCAAAAUUAUUUCAGUUUACAAGAGACAGAAAACAUCUUACCAAAUAAAAAUGAUCCCAGAUUGAAAAAUAAAAUAAGAAACAUUCCACUAGUUACACAGCACACAGAACAAGGCAUCUGCGAAGACUAGCGGAUUUUAUCAACUGUCGAGUAAGCCGUACGCUUUAAAGCAUAGAUAAGAGCCAACCAGAAGGUGCUGAUUGUACUUUUUAAAACUGAAUUAUGAUUUUAAUACUAGGAUUGUUUAAUUGUAUAUAUUCGUACUCUUCUGAAAUGGAGUAUACUACAUUUAUAUUGAUACUGUGUGAUAUUGUCAGUUAUGACCCCUUUUCUAGUGAUGUACACGUCAUUGUACCACGGUUAAUUUUUCAAGUGAAACAAGAUCAUGUUACCUCUGCUCUUUUCUCCCCUCUGUAUCGACUAGUUAGAACGAAACGACUGCAGAUAUCUGUAGUUAUAGUAGUGCAGGUUUUCAGUUUAUCGAAAACCAGUAAAUGCAUGAUAUUCAAUUUAAAGGUUGCCUCUUCUGUCACAUCUGAGAUUACGGCAUGAAUGACACGUAAAACAGUAUAGUUUCAUUUUUGGAAAACAUUUCUCCAAUAUUUCACUUAUUCUUCGGUGAGAGCCAUGUUUUGUCUGAUCUUGUGUCUUUCCUGGGUAAAACCAAUUCUAGUUUAGCCUACUCUCUAAUAAAACAUAAAACAGCAAAUUGACGUUGCUUACUAGUCUUUUAGUACCAUUAAA
Oreochromis niloticus (Nile tilapia) is the source of this 4519-nucleotide messenger RNA. It is a transcript of the gene prmt9, whose product is annotated as protein arginine methyltransferase 9. The record is from RefSeq and is a predicted model, not a curated record. Gene Ontology annotation, molecular function: protein-arginine N-methyltransferase activity; histone methyltransferase activity; protein binding. Gene Ontology annotation, cellular component: nucleus. The transcript has 13 exons. The coding region runs from base 329 to 2878 and encodes 849 amino acids. Gene Ontology annotation, biological process: chromatin remodeling; peptidyl-arginine methylation, to asymmetrical-dimethyl arginine. Lineage: Eukaryota; Metazoa; Chordata; Actinopteri; Cichliformes; Cichlidae.